AUGCCAGCUUCCCUCCUUCGAGUCCAUCGAUCACAGUCUACGUUACUUUUGGAUUUCACCGGUUUAAAAUCGCCGGAAAACUUAAAAACCCACCGGGCAAUGACUGUGUUCACGAACAAGGCCGCCGGAUUUCUGGCCGGAAAGCAAGUGUUCCCAGUAGAGUGCGAGUCGGUGGUGUCUCAACGCCUUGUCGACGCUGUUCACGCUAACGACGUCAAAACGGCGUUGGAGUGCAUUGCUAAUCCCUUCAUUGAUGUUAACUACAUUGGAACUGUGAAUUUGAAGGCGAGGAAGACGGAAAUAGAGUUGAACUAUGAGUGUGCGAAUGAAGUUCGUUUCGAGUUCGAAGAGUUCAAGACGGAGGUCACCGCUUUGUUCCUGGCUGCUCAUAAUGCAAAUGUGACGUUAGUCAGGAAAUUACUGAGUGUUGGAGGCAACGUGAACCAGAAAUUGUUUCGUGGCUAUGCGACGACAGCAGCAGUGAGGGAGGGACAUAUUGAGAUUUUGCAGAUACUGAUAAAUGGUGGGGCAGCUCAGCCUGCGUGUGAGGAUGCUUUGUUGGAGGCAAGCUACAUGGGGCUGGACAGACCUGCUGAGAUUCUUAUGGGCAGUGACAUGAUCCGCCCCCAGGUUGCAGUGCACGCUCUUGUCACCGCAUCAUGCAGAGGGUUUGGGGAUGUUGUUGACACACUCAUCAAGUGUGGAGUUGAUGCCAAUGCAAAUGCCCGGGUGCUGCUUCGGUCCUCCAAGCCAUCUUUGCAUGCCAAUGUUGAUUGUAAUGCACUUGCUGCUGCCAUUGUUAGUAGGCAGAUUUCUGUUGUUCAGCUGUUGUUACAGAAGCAUGGUGCCAGAACAGACACCAAGGUGAGACUGGGAGCCUGGUCAUGGGACACAGCUACAGGAGAAGAAUUUCGGGUGGGUGCUGGGUUAUCUGAACCGUACAGUAUCACAUGGUGUGCAGUGGAAUAUUUUGAAGCCAGUGGCACCAUCUUGCGCUUGCUCCUGCAGCACCUCUCACCGAACAUCCCUCAUCUCGGGAGGACAAUCAUUCACCAUGCCGUCCUAUGUGGCAAUGCCAGAGCAGUCGAGGUGCUUUUGAAUUCCGGUGCAGAUGUGGAACUUCCAAUUGAAACAACUAAAGGAACAGAGUUUCGCGCAAUACAUAUGGCUGCACGACUUAACUUAGCUGAAGUUCUCCAAUACAUUAUCAAUGCUGGCUGCAAUCUCAAUUCCAGGACUGAAUCUGGUGAGACUGCACUAAUGAUCUGUGCAAGGUUUAAGUGCAAGGAGUGUCUCAAAGUUUUGGCAUCAGCAGGUGCGAAUUUUGGUUUGGUCAAUUUGGCUGGUCAAUCUGUUAUCUCAAUUGCUGGAUUAGUGUGGUGGACACUCGGAUUCCAACAAGCGGUUCUAGAUGUAAUUCGAGCAGGGAAGGUUGUUCAAUCUAGCAGUGCAAAAAUAUUGUCUCCACUGAUGUUUGUGACGCGAGUAAAUGAUAUUGAGGCCUUAGAAGUACUUACCAAGCAACCACACAUCAAUCUUGAUGAGCAAGAUGAAAAUGGAUUCUCAGCAGUCAUGGUUGCCGCAGCAGGUGGUCAUGUGGAGGCUUUCCGUGUUCUUGUUUAUGCUGAGGCUGAUGUACAGCUACUUAAUAAGUACGGUGACACAGCAAUUAGCCUAUCAGAAGCAAAUCAGAAGAGUGAUGCUUUUGAACAGGUAAUGCUAGAAUAUUCCCUUGCAAAGGGAAAGCACGAUUCAGGUGGAUUCUGUGCUCUACAUCGUGCUGCACGUCGUGGUGACCUAGACUCUGUAUGUACGUUGACUCGUGCAGGCUGUGACGUUAAUGUGCUCGAUUGUGAUGGAUACACUCCACUUAUGCUAGCAGCAAGAGGAGGUCAUAGGAAGAUUUGUGAGCUCCUGAUCUCAUGUGGGGCAAGGUGUGAGAUUCAGAAUGCUAGGCAUGAGACUGCACUCUUCUUGGCAAGGAAAAAUGGGGUGGGAAAUGAUGCAGAAUGUGUAAUAUUGGAUGAACUGGCUCGGAGACUUGUGUUGGGUGGAGCUUUUGUGAAGAAGCACACAAAGAAAGGUAAAGGAACUCCCCAUGGGAAGGUACUCAAGAUGGUGGGUGCCGCUGGUGUGUUGAGGUGGGGAAAAUCAAGCAAGAGAAAUGUAAUAUGUAAGGGAGCUGAGGUGGGUCCCAGUUCAGCAUUUCGGUGGAACCGCAGGAGGAAGUUUGAUGCUGAUGAACCAGGAGUGUUUCGGGUCAUCACCACCAAGACCAUGGAGGUUCAUUUUGUGUGCGAGGGUGGAAUUGAAAUGGCCCAGCUGUGGGUGAGAGGAAUUAGACUUGUAACUCAGGAAGCUAUUUUUGGCAAGAGAAUGGGAGAUGAUUGAACAUUGCUUUGUAACUUUCUUUUUUCAGGCCUUUGUAUAGAAGCCAGGGAUAUAUUAUUAUCACUCCCCCUCUCUUUUUUGUUAGUAAGCCUCG
This is a messenger RNA of Ilex paraguariensis (yerba mate), 2485 nucleotides long. The record is from the annotation of a GenBank genome assembly. Lineage: Eukaryota; Viridiplantae; Streptophyta; Magnoliopsida; Aquifoliales; Aquifoliaceae.